CACUUGGGUUGCAUGCAAGUGCGUAACACAGAGCCACACACCUUGAAGCGUGAGCUAUGCUCAGUCUAUUUUGUUUUGUCAAAUGCGUCAACAGUAUCACGCCCUCCCCGCUUUCCCCAUCACCGUCAGUCCAAAUUGUAUGUUGGCGUCUUCGGCAAUUCUUAGGAGACAACAGUUCCUGAUAAGGUCCCUGGGAGGUUACAGCAAUCAAACCCACGUUGAGAGAAUGCAAGGGACAAAGGUUGUGGCUGGAACCAAUUUAGAAGCUGAUGCCGAGACUAUAUUAAGAACAAUUACUCCAAAACUUGACCCAAAUCGACACAAAGGCCAGGCAGGGAAGAUAGCUAUCAUUGGUGGGUGCCGUGAAUAUACAGGAGCUCCGUAUUUUGCAGCUAUAUCAGCAUUAAAAAUUGGUGCAGAUUUAUCCCAUGUUUUCUGUACAAAAGAUGCCGCUACAGUUAUAAAAAGCUAUAGUCCAGAGAUAAUUGUGCACCCUGUUUUAGAAGAAUCUUACAAUAUAAGGGAGGAACAGAAAAGAUCUAUCUGUGCUAAGGUUCUUGCUGAGGUUUCCAAGUGGAUCGAGAGAUUUGAUUGCCUUGUUGUGGGUCCAGGCCUUGGAAGAGACCCUUUUCUUCUGGACUGUGUUAGUGAGAUAAUGAAGCAUGCACGGCAAUCAAAAAUCCCUGUUGUUGUAGAUGGGGAUGGACUUUUUCUUGUCACUAAUAAUCUUGAUCUGGUCAGUGGAUACUGCUUAGCUGUCCUAACUCCAAAUGUGAAUGAGUAUAAGCGCCUUGUUCAGAAAGUUUUAAAUUGUGAAGUUAGUGAUGAAGGCGCUACUGAGGAACUACUAUCUUUGGCAAGCAGGAUUGGUGGCACGACCAUUCUAAGGAAGGGAAAGUCUGAUCUCAUCAGUGAUGGCAAGACAGUCAAUAUGGUGAGCACAUUUGGAUCCCCUCGGCGGUGUGGUGGCCAGGGUGAUAUCCUUUCUGGAAGUGUUGCCGUAUUUUCAUCUUGGGCAUGUCAACAAAUGCCAGCUGCCAAGGAAGAUUCAAGUGGCAGUACACCAAAUCCAAUGGUUCUGGGUUGCAUUGCUGCGUCGGCACUGUUGAGGAAAGCUGCAUCAGUUGCCUUUGAGAACCAGAAAAGAGGAACUCUUACCACAGAUAUCAUUGAGUGUUUAGGGAAGAGUUUGGAGGACAUAUGCCCUGCCAUCUGAUGAUGUUGAUGAACUGAUUCUGUCAUCCUGGUGUGGCACUAGUGAUGAAUUUCCAAGGGUAUUGAUCGCUGAGCUUGGAUUCUCUUUUGUAUCAAAGUUUUGUAUUCCAUGGUAUUUUAAUCUAUGUCUUUCUAUGUGAGAGAUC
Messenger RNA from Telopea speciosissima, 1361 nucleotides. RefSeq names its product ATP-dependent (S)-NAD(P)H-hydrate dehydratase. Lineage: Eukaryota; Viridiplantae; Streptophyta; Magnoliopsida; Proteales; Proteaceae. The record is from RefSeq and is a predicted model, not a curated record. Gene Ontology annotation, molecular function: ATP-dependent NAD(P)H-hydrate dehydratase activity. Gene Ontology annotation, biological process: metabolite repair. The transcript has 12 exons. Bases 83 to 1216 code for a protein of 377 amino acids.